Messenger RNA from Cyphellophora europaea CBS 101466, 1308 nucleotides. RefSeq lists its product as uncharacterized. NCBI's taxonomy places the organism in Eukaryota, Fungi, Ascomycota, Eurotiomycetes, Chaetothyriales, Cyphellophoraceae. The record is from RefSeq and is a predicted model, not a curated record. The transcript is spliced from 2 exons. The coding region runs from base 1 to 1308 and encodes 435 amino acids.
AUGACUGACUUCAACGGUCCUAACUAUCCUCCUCCUCCAGGCCCGUCGUACAAACAACCCUCCAAGUUGGGCCAGUUCAUCCUCGAUCCCAGAACCUCCGUCAAGAACUACAUCACCGACGCUCUUACAGAACCUGGCCGUCCUCCGCCAGCAGGCAGCUACGUCGGCGGUCCUCCUCCCAUUAAUCAGUAUCAAAACAGCCGGCCCCCAUCCUCUGGACCUCCUUUAGAAGCGCCGCUGCCACUUCGCCCAGCAAAGCACCAACAGCAACCGCAUUCCCCGCCACAUAUUGCUCAAGACCUCUCAUCCCUCUUUCCUCCACCUGGAACAUCAGGAUCCCCAUCAGGACCAUCACUGCGCCCCAAUUCCCGGCCACCCAGUCCAGGACAAGAGCAGAGGCCACCCCAAGGACAAGAACUGAGGCCACCUCAAGGACAAGAACAGAGACCACCUCCCUCCUUCAAGCCCCCUCACCGCGGUGACAGCGCUUCUUCACUACAGACACCGGACAAUAUGGACGGCCCAGGUGCAAGACCCCCAAGCCGUCUAAGCUAUCCCGACCAGUCCAUGCCGGGUAACUUCCGUGCUGCAUCUCCUCAGCCUAGUCCACAGCCUCAGGGACCUGGCUAUGGACAGAUAGGUGGCCCACCGCCGCAGCAAAUGAACUUCCACAACAGUCUGGCACCUCCCGGUGACAUGGCACUACCUCGAAAUAUGGGCGACAUGACCCAGAUGGGCCAGAUGAACGGCAUGAAUCAGAUGGGCCCAAUGGGUCAGAUGAAUAUGGGUAUGCCAAUGAUGGGAAAUCGCCCCCAAUCUCAAAUUAUGACUGUCGCAACCAUGAAUCAAGGAGCGCCAGCGCCCAAAGCCUUCCACCGCAUGAUCAAUGACUACAACACGUUGAAAAUGGGCUACUACAUGGCGCAUAUACAAUCCGAGUCGGGAGAUUUGACCCAAGUGAUUGCUCGACUGCGUUUGCUUGCGCGCGAGAUAUGGAGUUUGCGCCAUCGUCGAGCCACGGAAUUUGAAGGUAGCGAGACCCACGCCGAGGCUGUCAUCACCUUUUGGAAGAGCGAGUUUGACUUUUGGUCCGACAUCUUCGAGGACAGCUACGACCCUGUUCAGCAGCAGAUUUCGUCCAUGAUCAAGCAACAGAACCAAUACGCCGCACUCUGCGGGCUAGAAGAGGCUGCAAGUGCUGGCGGAGACAAAGAGGCGACCGAAAAGCCCAAGAAGAAGAAAAAGGCGGCGGAUGUACUCAAGAAGAAGAGCGUCAUGUUCAAGCCUGGCGACGAAGAGCAAUACUGA